CAAUUGUACGUGAAAUUAUAUUCAAUGGAUUGUCUGAUCCAUCAAAUAAAAUCCGUGUUUCAUCGGCAUAUGUCAUAUCUAAAAUUGCACAUAAUGAUUGGCCCGAUUAUUGGCCUGACCUUUUAGAAUUAUUGAUAUCGCUCUUAAAAACUGGUUCACCAGAACAAGUGCAUGGUGCAAUGAGAGUUAUGACCGAAUUCGUUACACAUGAUAUCACGGAAAUCCAGUUUUCUCAAAUUGCUCCCGUAUUAUUACCAGAAUUGUUAAGAAUUCUACGAUCUGACCAA
This is a messenger RNA of Scutellospora calospora, 287 nucleotides long. Lineage: Eukaryota; Fungi; Glomeromycota; Glomeromycetes; Diversisporales; Gigasporaceae. The record is from the annotation of a GenBank genome assembly.